Molecule: messenger RNA, 606 nt
Organism: Drosophila obscura
Lineage: Eukaryota; Metazoa; Arthropoda; Insecta; Diptera; Drosophilidae
Exons: 3
Coding region: 39-449 (136 amino acids)
Source: RefSeq, a predicted model, not a curated record
UCGAAGAAAUCAAGAAUGUGGUGGAGUCGACGGCGGUGAUGAUCAAUUCCAAUAAGGAAAGUCUACCCAAUGCCACAAUGCAGCUCAAUCAUCAUCGUGAUGAUGAUGAAAAGCUUGCGCGGAAAUGCCAUAGAAAAUUGCUUAAUGAACCGUUUCGCAUCUGCUCCAAAUGGCAAUGGCAAUGGAAAUGUGGCUACUCUACAACUUCACCCAACCAACCAACAACCAGUCCAAUAGAUCAGUCCAAACCCAGUUUCGAGUGCAGGUUCAAUGCCAUUAGGCAUUUAAUGGCAACUGCUACUGGAAAAAAACAUACAAACAUCUAUCUCUCUGGCGAUUCUUCAUCUCACAUAAAAGUGCUUAAAUAUGCGGCUGCUGUUGCACUUCAAAUUGCAUCGAAGAUUGGGUAUAGGAUGGCGAAUGGGAGUCGUCUCGAUGACUGUCGAUGAGGGGCGAAGUUUAAUGGAUGGAGAAGAAAAAGUUUAAGAUGAGAUUGCAUUCAAAUUGGAUGCAGAUGACCAGGUAAACCCAAUGCAAAGCAAAAAAGGUGGAAAUACAGAGAACAAAAUAAAGAGAAAAAAUGGAACUAUUUGUAAUACGGGUAGU